This is a messenger RNA of Urocitellus parryii (Arctic ground squirrel), 3082 nucleotides long. RefSeq names its product inhibitor of nuclear factor kappa B kinase subunit epsilon (gene Ikbke). NCBI's taxonomy places the organism in Eukaryota, Metazoa, Chordata, Mammalia, Rodentia, Sciuridae. Gene Ontology annotation, biological process: peptidyl-serine phosphorylation. Gene Ontology annotation, cellular component: cytoplasm. The record is from RefSeq and is a predicted model, not a curated record. Gene Ontology annotation, molecular function: protein serine/threonine kinase activity; ATP binding.
UCCCAGCCGUCACAGGGCCAUUUCAACUAGCCCUGCCUGUGUCCCAGGGUCCUUGACUAUCAGGAUGUUGUGGGUACUGCCCAGGAAUAACUGCUGCAAGCCUUGAGGGUGCCAGGGGUGCCACCCCGUCCUACAAGUGGGCAUCCCCUGAAGCCGCGAUGGGCUCAGCUCCUGGACUUGCCACAGACAGAGAGCAUAACACAUACUUGCCAGGGAGAGCCUGAUUCAGGGCCACUCAGAGCCUGGGGGAGAGGAGAUGCAGAGCACCGCCAACUACCUGUGGCACACAGAUGARCUGCUGGGCCAGGGGGCGACUGCCAGUGUGUACAAGGCCCGCAACAAGAAAUCCGGGGAGUUGGUCGCUGUGAAGGUCUUCAACACCGCCAGCUACCUGCGCCCCCGCGAGGUACAGGGGAGGGAGUUCGAGGUCCUGCGGAAGCUGAAUCAUCAGAACAUCGUCAAGCUGUUUGCAGUGGAGGAGACGGGGGGCGGCCGGCAGAAGGUGCUGGUGAUGGAGUACUGCUCUAGCGGGAGUCUGCUGAGCGUGCUGGAGAGCCCAGAGAACACGUUCGGGCUGCCRGAGGACGAGUUCCUGGUGGUUCUGCGCUGUGUGGUGGCCGGCAUGAACCACCUGCGGGAGAACGGCAUCGUGCACCGGGACAUCAAGCCUGGCAACAUCAUGCGCCUCAUUGGGGAGGAGGGACAGAGCAUCUACAAGCUGACAGACUUUGGGGCUGCCCGGGAGCUAGAUGACGAUGAGAAGUUCAUCUCUGUCUACGGGACAGAGGAGUACCUGCACCCUGACAUGUAUGAGCGGGCAGUGCUUCGCAAGCCUCAGCAAAAGGCAUUUGGGGUGACUGUGGAUCUCUGGAGCAUCGGGGUGACCCUGUACCACGCAGCUACCGGCAGCCUUCCUUUCGUCCCUUUUGGUGGGCCCCGGCGCAACAAGGAGAUCAUGUACCGCAUCACCACAGAGAAACCAGUUGGGGCCAUUGCAGGUACCCAGAAGCGUGAGAACGGACCCCUGGAGUGGAGCUACACUCUCCCCAUCACCUGCCAGCUGUCCAUGGGGCUGCAGAGCCAGCUGGUGCCUAUCCUGGCCAACAUCCUAGAAGUGGAGCAGGCCAAAUGCUGGGGCUUCGACCAGUUCUUUGCGGAAACCAGUGACAUCCUGCAGCGAGUUGUCGUCCACGUCUUCUCCCUGUCCCAGGCUGUCCUGCACCGUGUCUACAUCCACGCCCACAACACGAUAGCCAUCUUUCUGGAUGCCGUGUAUGAGCAGACCAAUGUGGCCCCCCACCACCAGGAAUACCUCUUUGAGGGUCACCUCUGUGUUCUUGAGCCCAACCUCUCAGCACAGCACAUCACCCACACAACUGCCAGCAGCCCUCUGACCCUGUUCAGCAUGGCCAGCGAGACUCCAAAGGGGCUAGCCUUCAGGGACCCUGCUCUGGACAUCCCCAAGUUCGUCCCCAAAGUGGACCUACAGGCAGAUUACAACACGGCUAAGGGUGUGCUGGGCGUUGGUUACCAGUCCCUGCGGCUAGCUCGGAUCCUGCUAGACGGGCAGGAGCUAAUGCUUCGGGGGUUGUACUGGGUCGUGGAGGUGCUGCAGGCCACAUGCUGUCGGACUCAGGAGGUCACACGGACAGCCCUCUUCUUCCUCAGCAGCAGCCUGGGCACUGAGAGGUUGAACAGCACAGCGGAAUCACCUAAGGUCCAGGAGCUGAAGGAGGUUGCAGACCUGAGGUCCAGGUUGCAGACUCUGGCUGAGGUUCUCUCCAGAUGUUCCCAGAAUAUCACAGAGACACAGAAAAGCCUCAGGGACCUCAACUCGGCGCUGGUGAAGAACCGGGAUCAGGUACAUGAAGACAGAAGCAUCCAGCAGAUUCAGUGUUGUGUGGACAAGAUGAGCCUCAUCUACAAACAGUUUAAGAAAUCGAGGAUGAGGCCAGGGCUCGGCUACAAUGAGGAGCAGAUUCACAAGCUGGAUAAGGUGAAUUUCAGUCAUUUAGCCAAAAGACUCCUGCAGCUGUUCCAGGAGGAGUGUGUGCCAAAGUACCAAGCAGCCCUGGUCACACAUGGCAAGAGGAUGAGGGAGGUAUAUGAGACCAGGACCCACCUGCGCCGGGUCAGCUGUUCUGUGACCUCCUGCAACACAGAAGCGCAAGGAGUCCAGGAGAACCUAAGCAAGAUCCUAGACCAGCUAUCCUACCAGCUCCUUCAAGACAGAACAAAAGAGGUACAGACCUCACCACCCCCCAUAGCUCCUCACCCCAGUCCUGCGCCAAAGGACCUGGUUCUCCACAUGCAGGAGCUCUGUGAGGAGAUGAGGUUGCUGGCCUUUGACCUGCAGGACAACAAUCGCAUCAUCGAACGAUUAGGUAGACUCCCAUCAGCUCCUGACGUCUGAGCUGUGGGGGGCGUGUGAGGCAUCCGGAGCAUUAGAAUCAUUCACACACUGCUCUUCUGCACUGCGGGACCCAACCCAGGGUGAGAUCUGGUCCCAUCUCAUCAGCCUACCUCCCUCCUGGCCACUGGUCGGGAGAUGUCAUCAGCAUUACCUUCCAAUGCCUGUUCCCCUGGGAAGCUGCACAGCCGACUCUCUGUCACGAUUCACAGGAAAGUGCAGCAGCCACUGCCUGGACCAUCCUUUGUGCUUUCUCCAGGCUCUGGGACUGCUGCUCUGUCACCCAGGCCUGGAGGCCUGAACCUGGCGAGGCUGUGGGGAAAAGAGACUCCCACAGGCCCUCCCACCCCUUCUGCACUCCCCAGGCAUCAGCAGAGGAGGCCUCCUGGGACUUCCCCAGGGUACAGGUCAAACAACCUCACCUCCAUCUUCCUUCCUCUUCCUCUUAAGGUGUUUCACACUGAAUACCCCCCACCUCCUGGGUCCCCUAGAGUCACCAUGUUUGGCCACAGAUAACACAGAGGCCAGUUGUCCCUCUGUUCUUGGUCUGGAUGAGCCUCAGGUUGAGAAAAUGGGUGGUGGACCAAGUGCCUGUGCUUCAGGGACUCUUUGCUUGCCUUCUGGCUCUAAUGCACCACUUGGUCCUGGGCUGCCGCUAGGCAGUGCUGACGG